Molecule: messenger RNA, 1051 nt
Organism: Mercenaria mercenaria
Lineage: Eukaryota; Metazoa; Mollusca; Bivalvia; Venerida; Veneridae
Product: succinate dehydrogenase cytochrome b560 subunit, mitochondrial-like
Exons: 6
Coding region: 89-598 (169 amino acids)
Biological process (GO): mitochondrial electron transport, succinate to ubiquinone; tricarboxylic acid cycle
Cellular component (GO): membrane
Molecular function (GO): electron transfer activity; succinate dehydrogenase activity
Source: RefSeq, a predicted model, not a curated record
GGUUACAUGCUGCUUCCUAGCCUUUAAAACAAAAGACAAAUAACCCGCGGUCGAUUGCUGGUACCAGUAGAAAUAAUGUAAACAAGCCAUGGCGGGUAGUAUGAGGUUGAAUACAGUUCCAAGACUUCUGCAGUCAUCAAAAUGUUUCCAGUCAUGUAUGUUACCAGCAUCAUCACAGGCAAAGGCUGCUGUGCAGAUGGAGAAGUACUGGAAGAAAAACAGGGACCGGAAUCGUCCACUUUCACCUCAUCUUACAGUGUAUAGGAUGCCAGUAACAGCAGUGAUGUCAAUAUCUAACAGAAUAACUGGAUCAGUUCUUACUGCAUUUAUUGUUGGCGGACCAAUCAUCUAUAUGUUAGGGAGUAAUGACUAUGCAGGAUGUUUACAGGCAGUACAGAACUGGGGGUCGCUGGGAACGGGACUGAUAAAUCUAGUCAAAUUUAGUCUUGCCUUUACUUUUAGCUACCAUACAAUAGCAAGUAUCAGGCAUUUGGCAUGGGAUAUGGUUUACGGCUUCCAGUUGCCGCAGAUAGCCAAGACAGGUUGGGCUGUAUUAUUCUUCACGCUGCUGAUGACCGCUGCCUUGAUGUGUAUGUAACAGACAUUUAUUAACAUGGUGCAGUGUUUCUAUAGAUCGGCCAGUAUUCGCAUUGAUUUUAUAGAGCAAUUUGAUAGGCACUUAUUUUUGUUAUCAAGAAAUAUGAAUAUUGUCCAAUCUACAGCAAUACAUGUAUAGUUGGAAAAAAAAUAGAAAAACUUAGUUAGGAUAUUUUAGCUUGUAUGAAUUGUAGCUAUGAUAAUCAAGAACGGUAUUUAAACGUGAUACAGAACCGAGUGCCUUUGAUGUUUCUGUGAUGUGUCUCCAGAUGGGAACCUUAAUAUGGACCAGUGUUGUGUUCAAUGUUACAUCAUGUACUAGCUUAAUUUUCUUCAUAGGAAACUGUAAUCAAGAUGUUAUCUUUGAAAUUUAAGGAUGAAAGUCUUAUUUUUAGAUUUCCUGUUAAAGGAAUUAUUCUUAUAUUGCCGUAUUUAAUUUUAUCCACUUUGUGAC